GUUGUGUUUCUUUUUGGUUUUCGGGGGACGCCUUCAAAGCACCAGCUCUAAGAAGGCAUAAUUCAUUCAUACUUUGAUAGUCCAACAUUGCGGUAGUCUAAAUGCGCUUCUACAAGAGCCCAAAUAAAUUUCGGCGUGUAACGCAGUAACAAUAACAACAACGGCAAUAAAAGAAAUAACAACAAUACCUUUACGAAAGUGCACUCACUUGGAUAUACGCUUGCAAAGCCUUCAUUGCUCGGUUCGUCGUAUGGCAUGGUCGGUCCUCGCUCGCUCGUUCGCUCAGUUGGUUCGCUCGAUUAGAUGGGCCAAAGUUUUAACGGAUGCGGACGCGCACUUCUUGUAAACGGGAGGUGGAAAAACGAAUUUGAAGAAAACAGAAAGCAAUAGAGAGACACACCACAAACACACGGACAUACAUACGAACACACACACACAAAGACACAGUGGUGGUACAAUCCGCAUAAGAAAAAAAGACGAAAUAAUAUAAAAUCUGUUGCAUCACUUGUGAAACACUUCAGUCGCAUUGAGACAGACACUACGGUGAAUACUACAAAACAAAUUUCAAAUAUCUACCUAUAUAUGCUUUAAGUGCUAAAAUAAAUUUACAAAAAAAAUUAAAUAAAUAAAAAAAGAGAUUAAGAAAAAAAUAUAUAUUUUGAAAAAAUAAAAAUAAAAUUUAAAAGAGAUUUGAAAAGAAAUUUUACGGAAAUAAAAAACAAUCACACGAAAUAAAAAAGCCCGCUUAAAUGUGAAACGGAAACGGAUGUGUCUGAUGGAACUUUUUGAAAAAUUGUGAAUACCAGGAUAAAAUUUAAAAUCUUUCAACGGAUCCAAAGAAUUGUUACCUCGAAAAAUUUAUUUGAAAAAAAGAAAACUAAAUUGAAAUAAAAUUUGUGAAUUUGGAAAAUAAUUCUAAAAAAUCAAAAAACAGAACUGUUGAAAUUUUGAAAAAAAAAAAUUAAACCACAAUAUCUCGGAUAUAUUCUGUGAACUGCUGCUCGGAGAAUAUUAAAAAUUACCAUGAAUAUUUCAAAAAAUAUUCCAGAACAUCAACAACAAAUCAUAAAAAAUAGAAAAAGUUUUAAAAAUAUUUAAAAGAAAAAUUUUUAAAUAAAAAUAUUAAAAACUGUGAAAAAUAAGGACUAGAACUCAAAACCUAUUAAUAAAAAUUAAAAAAAAAAACAAAAUAAACAUUUUUAAAUAAUUUUGAUAAGAUAUUUAAAUUAAAAAUUAAAAAAAAAAUAAAAAAAUUAAAUCAAAUAAAUAAUAAACUGCUCUUGGAAUAUUGAAAAGACAAAAGAAAGAGUGACAAAGUGAAAAUAAGGCAAGACAAGAAAAAUAGAGAAAAUUUUGAAAAUUUCUAAAAAAAAAAUUUGUGAACCUAACCUCAAAACAUUGUUUUAAUGAGAAUUACAAAAAUCUUAAAAUUCAAAAACUUUAAAGGCUGGCCCUAAAAUUGUUUAGGGGCCUUGGAAACAAAAAUCUAAAACAACAGCAACAAAAAGGAUAUAACAACAACAACACAAAGGAUAUAAAAAAACUCUUCCCCGCCAAAACAACUCUCCUGUUUUUUUUCUACCUCCCCAAGUGACAACAAAAAAUCUCUCCAAAAUUAAUUCCUUCAAAAUUUUACCUUCCUUUUCGCAAUUCAAAAUGCUCAACAUGGAAUCGCCGCAAAUGUACGAUACCGUACAGACCCUAACACAGUUGGACCUGAAGAAGCAACCGCCUCCCCAGCAGGCCAUUAUAGGGCAAAUUACCCUGACGGCCAUGUCUUCGCAGAACAACAACAAUAACAACACGCAAAACAAUUCCGGCCAACAACACCAGCAGCAGCAACAACAACAACAGGAUAUCAACAACAACAACACAAAUAUCCAACAGACUUUGGGUGGUUUGGGUUCAAAUUCCACAUCCGCAGGUUUGGUGGCCAAACAACAUGCCAUGCAACAUCAAAUGCAACAACAUGGUAUGAACAACAACAACAAUAACAACAACAAUCAAAAUUCCCCUCUCAACGGCAAUGUGAAUUUACUGCAAAAACAAAUGCUCCAACAAUGUGUCCAGUCCGAUUUGGAUGAACUGACCGCUCAAGAGAUCUCCUUGGAUUUGCAACAUUUGAUCGACGAUCAGUUUCGUGAUCAGGAAACUUUGGGAAUAUUCAGUGAUAUGGUUACCUCACCGGGUGUAUUGUCGGCCACGCUGCCGCCCAAUGGCAUGGUAACGGCAGCGGCCAAAGUUUUGCAACAGCAUCAAUUGCAACAACAAUCGUUGAGGACCCAACAACAUCCCUAUGGGCGUAAUCCUUUGGCCUAUAUGCCGCAGGCGGUACACUCCAGUGCGGCGUACAGCAAUAAUUCCAGUGAUGAAAAUUCCUCAGUGGGUUCGGAAACCUCCACCAUCAAGGAGGAGCCCAUUGAUCCGGACUAUAGACGCCAUCUGCAGGAAACAAAUGCCGCCGUUAAUAAUGCCGCCGCAGCCGCCUUCAUCACCAAUGGCGGUGGGGCUUCAAAUGGCCUCUACAAUCCAUAUCAGAAUGUCAACGGCAACGGGGGCAAUUCCAGUUCCAAUUCUUCAUCACAAAAUUCCAAUUUCAAUACUCUUACCUCGGCCAAUGUGUUGGCCCAUCAUUCUGCCGUUAACUUGCCCCAUCUCGCUGCUGGCGCCCACUUGCUCAAACAUCACAGCAAACAAAUGCAAAAUCAACGCAAAGCCUCCAUGAAACAUGUGGACAAGGGCACCGACGAGUAUCGUCGUCGGCGGGAACGCAACAACAUUGCCGUACGCAAAUCCCGUGAAAAGGCCAAGGUACGAUCGCGUGAGGUGGAGGAACGUGUCAAGACCCUGUUGAAAGAGAAGGACACGCUGCUGCGACAACUGCAAGAGAUGACCAAUGAACUGCAGCUACACAAACAGAUCUACAUGCAACUGAUCAAUCACAAUAAUCCCGAAGUGAGUCGGGUGUGUCGAAGUUUUCUCAAUACCAAUGAUCAUGGCUUGUGAAGCUGAAUGCGGCCGCAACGGCGGGCUGGCAGACAGGUAGACAAUAUAGCUUUCAGCAUCUCCUUCUCUCCUCAUAGAAUCAACCAACAAAGCAGACUGUGUAACAAAGAAAAAAACGGAAAGGAAAAGUAGUAGAAGACGAAGAAGAAGUAAUGUAAUUUAAUAUUUUUUACCAAUAUUUUUUUGUAGGGGGGGAUUAGUUUAACAAUUAAAUCUCGUGGCAAUAUUUUAAUUUAAUGAUUUUUUUAAAGAAUUUGAGGUUAGGUUCUCACAGGCAAAAGAGGGGACUAUGAGGUUUUAUAUAAUUUUAUAAAAAUGGGAAAUCAAAAAAUCUCGAAAGAGAAAUUUUUUAAAUAUCCAUUAACAAAUGAGCUUUGCCUUAAUAAAGCCCAAAUUUCCAGAAAAACCUUUCGUCAACAUUUUUCUUAAGUUUGAUGGCUUUAAAAUAAACUAUUCUAAAGAAGUUGGAACUGUUUCAUGAUGGAAAGGUUGUCUUAUCACUGAUCAAACACAGACUUCGAACAUUGACAGAAAAUGUGUCCUCUUAUUUGCCUGUGAGAACCAAACCUUUUUUUUUGCGUAGCCCAGGAAUUUUUGUUAGUGGCUUUUUUUUUCAAAAAUAGGGCGGGUUAAUAAUUUUUAAGUUUCAGGAAAACAGAAAAAUUCUCAAAAAAAUAUAUAUAACCACAAUACAACAAUACAUAGCAAAGGAACCGUAACAAUAACCGUUUAAGAAGCAGAGGCAUUCCUCCAUACCAGAUAUCCAUCCAUUUUUAUUAUUUUUUUUUUGUACCACACAGAGACACAUCAUACACAUUUUUUUACAUAUAUCUAUAUAUUUACAAGAAAAAAAUAUUAAUUAUUAUAUACAAAAUAUUAUUAUUAUUUACUUAUGUAUACAUACAUAUAUAUCUGCAAAAGCACGUACAAAAAAACCGUUAUAUUUAAGAAGUCGAAGAAGAAGACGAAGAAGUUAAACCAUGCUUCUAGAAAUUUCCAUGUUGAGCAUAAAUUUACACCACACAAAACUAUUCUCUUUACACUCAAUCCCACUCUUUCAAAGUUCUCUCACACGGAGAGCUUUUUAUUGCAUGGAGUUUAAACAAGAGUUGGUUAUUGGGAGAAAAGUGAGAAAAUGAAGCACCUAAUGUAAUUGAGAAAAGAGAGGGAAUGAAAUUUGUGAAAAAAAAAAAAAACGAGAAAUUGAACUUUUUCUCAAUGUGAUAAAAUUCUGAAAAGAAGGGAAAUCAGAGAGGCGAAAGCGAGGUAUUUCUUUGAGAAAACAUUAAAAUGUUAUUUAACUUGAUGAAAUUUAACAAAUAGGAAAAGUCAGCGAGAUGAAAACUAGUAGUUUAUUUGCAGAACUUGAAGCCUUUUCGGAAAAACCAAAAAUGGGUGUUUACAUAUCCAUCUUUUACUAUUGGGCGCCACUUAUUGUAGUUAACAUUAUGUUGCGUAGGAAUUGGGAUUUAUUUUGAUGAAUUUUAUUUAAUAAAGUCAACUUUACUGGCCUUAAUACCUCCGAUGGUUGAAACAAACUAAGGACAUGGAAUUUUUGAUCAGUCCGAUGAAAUUUCACAAGAAAAGGUCGUCAGAGAGGCAAAAGCAAGCAACUUUUUUAAAGAUCUUGAAGGACAAAAAACUCAAAUUCUUUUGGUUUUCAUAUCCAUCUCUCAAUAUUGGGCGUCACUUAAUGCAAUCAAUUUUACUGACCCAUAACUGGAAUUUAUUAUGGCGAAUACCAUUUUCCAACAUUGGGCGCCAAAUAAUAAAAGGUUAUUUUAUGGAUAGAAUUAACUAAAAGUCAUGAUACAUAAACAGCUUGGCAUUGCAGUAUGGCAUAUGAAUGCCAAAUUAUAAAGCGAAACAAUGGCAGGAUAUUUUCGGAAAUCCACACAUCUUCCAUUAUUGAGCACUACUUCAUGUAUUCAAAUUUAUUGAACUAUAUGGAAUUUAUUA
Musca domestica (house fly) is the source of this 4965-nucleotide messenger RNA. RefSeq names its product CCAAT/enhancer-binding protein (gene slbo). Gene Ontology annotation, molecular function: RNA polymerase II cis-regulatory region sequence-specific DNA binding; DNA-binding transcription factor activity, RNA polymerase II-specific. Lineage: Eukaryota; Metazoa; Arthropoda; Insecta; Diptera; Muscidae. The record is from RefSeq and is a predicted model, not a curated record. Gene Ontology annotation, biological process: regulation of transcription by RNA polymerase II; DNA-templated transcription. The transcript has a single exon. The coding region runs from base 1657 to 3006 and encodes 449 amino acids.